AUGCGGCCUAGCAAGGCUGAUGCUGGAGAAUGGCUCUUCGGCGACAGCUGCCCGGUGGCGGCGCUCGCGAGCUUCCUGACGUCCGAGAGACUUCCGUACCACGAGGCGACCCAGCGGGAGUUCCGCCCGGCUCAGGUCGGCGACAGCUUCGGACCCACGUGGUGGACCUGCUGGUUCCGCGUGGAGCUGAGCAUUCCAGAAGCAUGGGUAGGCCAAGAAGUUCACCUCUGCUGGGAAAGUGAUGGAGAAGGCCUGGUCUGGCGCGAUGGGGAGCCCGUCCAGGGUCUGACCAAAGAGGGUGAGAAGACCAGUUACAUCCUCACUGAGAAGCUGGGCGAUGGAGACCCCCGGAACCUCACCCUCUACGUGGAAGUGGCCUGCAACGCGCUCCUGGGGGCGGGGAAGGGCAGCAUGAUCGCGCCCCCGGACCCCGACAGGAUGUUCAAGCUGAGCCGGGCCGAGCUGGCUGUGUGCCGCCGGGAUGUGCACAGGCUCCUGGUGGACCUGGAGCUGCUGCUGGGCAUCGCCAAGGGCCUCGGGCAGGAGAGCCAGCGCAGCUUCCAGGCCUUGUACACGGCCAACCACAUGGUGAACGUGUGUGACCCCACCCGACCCGAGACCUUCCCAACGGCCCAGGCCCUGGCCUCCAAGUUCUUCAGCCAACGCGGAGGUGAAAGCCAGCACACGAUCCACGCCACGGGGCACUGCCACAUCGACACAGCCUGGCUUUGGCCCUUCAAGGAGACAGUGCGGAAAUGUGCCCGUAGCUGGGCGACGGCUGUGCAGCUCAUGGAGGAGAAUGCCGACUUCAUCUUCGCCUGUUCCCAGGCCCAGCAGCUGGAAUGGGUGAAGAGCCACUACCCUGGUCUGUACGCCCGGCUCCAGGAGUUUGCCUGCCGCGGGCAGUUUGUGCCCGUGGGGGGCACCUGGGUGGAGAUGGACGGGAACCUGCCGAGCGGCGAGGCCAUGGUCAGACAGUUCCUGCAGGGCCAGGCCUUCUUCCUGCAGGAGUUUGGGAAGACGUGCUCCGAGUUCUGGCUGCCGGACACGUUUGGCUACUCAGCCCAGCUACCCCAGAUCAUGCGCGGCUGCGGCAUCACGCGAUUCCUCACGCAGAAACUCAGCUGGAACCUGGUGAACUCCUUCCCGCACCACACCUUUUUCUGGGAGGGGCUGGAUGGUUCUCGAGUGCUGGUCCACUUUCCCCCUGGGGACUCGUACGGCAUGCAGGGCAGCGUGGACGAGAUCCUGAAGACGGUGGCCAAUAACCGGGACAAGGGGCGGGCCAACCACAGCGCCUUCCUCUUCGGCUUCGGGGACGGGGGCGGCGGCCCCACGCAGACCAUGCUGGACCGCCUGAGGCGGCUGCGCAACACCGAUGGGAUGCCCAGGGUGCAGCUGUCUUCCCCGGACCAGCUUUUCUCAGCACUGGAGAAAGACGCCGGCCAGCUGUGCACGUGGGUCGGGGAGCUCUUCCUGGAGUUACACAAUGGCACCUACACCACCCAUGCCCAGCUCAAGAAGGGGAACCGGGAGUGCGAGCAGAUCCUGCACGACGUGGAGCUGCUCAGCGCCCUGGCCCUGGCCCGCAGCGCGCAGUUCCUCUACCCUGCAGCCCAGCUGCAGAAGAUGUGGAGGAUUCUGCUCCUCAACCAGUUCCACGACGUGCUGACCGGAAGCUGUAUCCAGCUGGUGGCCGAGGAGGCCCUGAGCUUCUAUGAAGACAUCCGUUCCCGUGGCACCGCGCUGCUGGGCGCGGCGGCUGCGGCCCUGAGCGCCGGGGAGCCCGGCCCCGAGGGGCUCCUGGUGGUCAACACGCUGCCCUGGCCGCGCACCGAGGUGCUCUUGCUGCCCAGGCCUGGGGGGACCCACAGCCUAGCUCUGGUGACGGUGCCCGGCGUGGGCUACGCCCCGGCUCCCAGCCCGAACCCCAGCCAGGCCCCAUCACAGCCCCAGCAGCCUGUGGGCGUGGUGCAGGAGAGCGACGGCUCAGUGACCCUGGACAACGGCAUCAUCCGGGUAAAGCUGGAUCCGCUGGGCAGAGUCACGUCCCUGGUCCUGGUGGCCUCCGGCAGGGAGGCCGUCGCCCAGGGUGCCCUGGGGAACCAGUUCGUGCUGUUUGACGAUGUCCCCUUGUUCUGGGACGCCUGGGAUGUCAUGGACUACCACCUGGAGACCCGGAAGCCCGUGCUGGGCCAGGCGGGGGCCCUCGAGGUGGGCGCCCAGGGCGGUCUCCGCGGCAGCGCCUGGUUCCAGCUGCAGAUCAGCCCCGACAGUCAGCUCCGACAGGAGAUUGUGCUGGACGUGGGCUGCCCCUACGUCCGCUUCCACACCGAGGUGCACUGGCACGAGGCCCACAAGUUCCUGAAGGUGGAGUUCCCCGCCCGCGUGCGCAGCCCCCAGGCCACCUACGAGAUCCAGUUCGGACACCUGCAGCGGCCCACCCACUACAACACCUCCUGGGACUGGGCCCGAUUUGAGGUGUGGGCGCACCGCUGGGUGGAUCUGUCGGAGCACGGCUUCGGCCUGGCGCUGCUCAACGACUGCAAGUACGGCGCGGCCGUGCGGGGCGGCGUGCUCAGCCUCUCGCUUCUGCGGGCACCGAAGGCCCCCGACGCCACGGCGGACAUGGGGCACCACGAGUUCACCUACGCCCUGAUGCCGCACCAGGGCUCCUUCCAGGACGCCGGCGUCAUCCAAGCUGCCUACAGCCUCAACUUCCCGCUGCUGGCCCUGCCGGUGCCCGGCCCCGCGCCCGCCACGGCCUGGAGCGCCUUCUCCGUGUCCUCGCCCGCCGUGGUGCUGGAGACGGUCAAGCAGGCCGAGCGGAGCCCCCAGGGCCGCACGCUGGUCCUGAGGCUGUACGAGGCCUACGGCAGCCGCGUGGACUGCUGGCUGCACAUCUUGCUGCCCGUUCAGGAGGCCUUCCUCUGUGACCUCCUGGAGCAGCGGGACCCCGCCGGCUACCUGCCCCUGCGGGACUCCCGGGUGAAGCUCAGCUUCUCCCCCUUCCAAGUGAGGUCCCUGCUGCUGGUGCUGCAGCCUCCCCGGAACUGAGGCCCUGGGGCCUCCCGUCUCCACUUCCCCGACCUGAGCCAGGAUCGGCUGCCUCUUGCAUAAUAAACCCCCGGGUCGGUAGCCCCGGCCCCGGA
Dipodomys ordii (Ord's kangaroo rat) is the source of this 3152-nucleotide messenger RNA. RefSeq names its product mannosidase, alpha, class 2C, member 1 (gene Man2c1). Gene Ontology annotation, molecular function: carbohydrate binding; alpha-mannosidase activity. Bases 1 to 3057 code for a protein of 1018 amino acids. The record is from RefSeq and is a predicted model, not a curated record. Gene Ontology annotation, biological process: mannose metabolic process; oligosaccharide catabolic process. The transcript has 26 exons. Lineage: Eukaryota; Metazoa; Chordata; Mammalia; Rodentia; Heteromyidae.